Messenger RNA from Mastomys coucha (southern multimammate mouse), 3346 nucleotides. RefSeq names its product cytochrome P450 4V2. Gene Ontology annotation, molecular function: oxidoreductase activity, acting on paired donors, with incorporation or reduction of molecular oxygen; iron ion binding; heme binding. The record is from RefSeq and is a predicted model, not a curated record. The transcript is spliced from 11 exons. NCBI's taxonomy places the organism in Eukaryota, Metazoa, Chordata, Mammalia, Rodentia, Muridae. The coding region runs from base 634 to 2199 and encodes 521 amino acids.
UUAGAGUUCCAAAGAGUGCCUUUCGACAUCACAUCGAGGACUCUUCAUUUGAAUUUUUUAAACAGACUGCUUAAGAGAUCCAUAAUCCUUCCCUUCCAAGGGAGUUGCAAAAUCCUUAACAGCUCACACUAGCAGGCUUUAAGGUGUCCCGGACUGGUGAUGUGAAUUUCUAGUUUCUUGUCCAUCCCGAAGCUACCCUAAAUUCGACUUCCUCUGCCAUCGUCAUCUUUCCACAGCGAGAGCUUUCACGUGCAGGCUGAACUUCAGAGCUCAGAAGUUGUUCCGGUCUUUCACUUUCUCCUUGAACCCCAGAGGCCUGCGCGUAUUACGCAGACGCAGACUCGUGCAAGGGCAUCACAACAAACCUGCGGCGCUUUCUCUGCCAGCCUCAGAAAGUUUGUCCCCAGGGCCUGGCAGAGGCGGCGGCAACAGAUUUACCAGAGCAGGAAGAACUGAGAGGACCUGGUGUGCCCCGAGGGGUUUUCUCGCUGAGCGCCGAGCUCCUUCUUCCCGGAGUUCCCAAACUUGUCCCCUGAAUUGGAGAAAGACCUCCCUCCCUCCUCUGCUGCACUGUACAGCGACUGAUCUCCACUUUCUCACCCGCAACCCAGAGAGAAGAGGGGAUCCAGCGAGAUGUUGUGGCUGUUGUUAGGGCUCAGCGGGCAGAAGCUAUUGCUUUGGGGAGCAGCGAGCGCUGUCUCCCUAGCCGGCGCCACUAUCCUGCUCAACGUCCUGCAGAUGUUGGUAAACUACGCGCGGAAAUGGCAGCAGAUGCGGCCAAUCCCAUCGGUGGCCCGCGCCUACCCCUUGGUGGGACACGCGCUGUUUAUGAAGCCCAACAACACAGAAUUUUUUCAGCAGCUAAUUCAGUAUACAGAAGAAUUUCGACAUCUGCCGAUCGUUAAGCUUUGGAUUGGACCAGUGCCCAUGGUGGCACUUUAUAAGGCAGAGAAUGUGGAGGUGAUUUUGACCAGUUCGAAGCAAAUUGAUAAAUCAUUUAUGUACAAGUUCCUGCAGCCAUGGCUGGGACUAGGACUUCUUACAAGCACUGGGAGCAAAUGGCGCACCAGGAGGAAGAUGCUAACACCUACUUUCCAUUUUACAAUUCUGGAGGAUUUCUUGGAUGUCAUGAACGAGCAAGCUAAUAUAUUGGUUAAUAAGCUUGAAAACCAUGUCAACCAGGAAGCCUUUAACUGCUUUUUCCACAUCACUCUUUGUGCCCUGGAUAUAAUCUGUGAAACAGCUAUGGGGAAGAACAUCGGAGCUCAAAGUAAUGAUGAUUCUGAGUACGUCCGUACAGUGUAUAGGAUGAGUGAUAUGAUAUAUCGAAGAAUGAAGAUGCCCUGGUUCUGGCCUGACCUUUGGUACCUUAUGUUUAAAGAAGGACGGGACCAUAAAAGGGGACUCAAGAGCCUACAUACUUUCACCAACAAUGUCAUUGCUGAACGGGUCAAUGAAAGGAAGGCAGAGGAAGAAUGUAUGGGUCCCAUCCCCUCCAGAAAUAAGCGCAAAGCUUUCCUUGACUUGCUUUUGAGUGUGACUGAUGAGGAAGGAAACAGAUUAAGCCACGAAGACAUCCGAGAGGAAGUUGACACCUUCAUGUUUGAGGGUCAUGAUACAACUGCUGCUGCAAUAAACUGGUCUUUAUACCUACUGGGUUCUAAUCCAGAAGUCCAGAGGAAAGUGGACAAGGAGCUGGAUGACGUGUUUGGAAGAUCCCAUCGCCCUGUCACCUUGGAAGACCUGAAGAAACUUAAAUAUCUGGACUGCGUCAUUAAGGAGACUCUCCGAGUUUUCCCGUCUGUCCCUUUAUUUGCCCGGAGUCUUAGCGAAGACUGUGAAGUGGCUGGUUACCGAGUCGCAAAGGGAACAGAAGCAGUCAUCAUUCCCUACGCACUACACCGCGACCCCAGAUACUUCCCAGAUCCCGAGGAAUUCCAGCCAGAGCGGUUCUUUCCCGAAAAUUCCCAAGGACGCCAUCCCUAUGCCUAUGUGCCAUUUUCUGCUGGACCUAGAAACUGUAUUGGUCAAAAGUUUGCUGUCAUGGAGGAAAAGACCAUUCUUGCUUGUAUCCUGAGGCAGUUUUGGGUAGAAUCCAACCAGAAGAGAGAAGAACUCGGCCUGUCUGGAGAUUUGAUUCUUAGGCCAAAUAAUGGCAUUUGGAUCAAGCUGAAGAGGAGGCAUGAAGAUGAUCCCUAACUCCAUCCCAAGCUCUGACCUUGCCAUGAUGAAGUUCAUUCCAGAGGAAACAGGGUAUCUGCAGUUUUUAGAUUAUGAGUUGAAAACUCUGAAUCCUCAAACCUAGCAUUUUUCCUUCCUUGUCCUCACUGAUCUUGGGAUGCAGUCUCUUACUGAGAGUUUUUGUGUGUUUGUUACCAAUAUGGAUGCCAUGUCACAUCUGGUCUUCCUCUCAAAGGCACUGUUAGCUAGCUGAAGUAGCAGUGACAUAAACAUGCAGAAAAAAUUAUAACAGAGGGACCAUUGGCCUGUCCAAUCCUAUUGGUUACACUCAAAGGUCCUCAUUUAAAUGAAAUCUCAGAAUUAAGAAAAUAUUCUUGUUGACUUGGAAAUUCACAUAUCUUUUGAAAAUGUUGGGUAAUUAAGCCCUCAGAAUAAUGGGCUUAAGUUUUUAUAAUGUCACCAAUUCUAUAAGUUAUGACAAGAAUAAUUGCCAGAGCACUUUCAGAUUUUAUGAUGAAAAGCAGGACCCUUGCAUGCCCGAGCCAAGUUCCAGGCACCUUGUUGACUGUGUGCUAGAAUCUUCUUUCUGUUCUCGGUAGACAUAAUCACAUUAUACAUCUUAUUGUUGGAAGAGAUUCCUCUCCACAACAUCCAACCUAUCACAGAAGCUUAAUUAGUGGAUUUUAAAGUUCAAGUGGUCACAGAAACAUUCUGGUUAUAUGCAAUUCCAUUAAGAGUAAGGGCAUGGAAUAAAGAAGACAGUAAACUUGUGCCCAAGAUCUGCCAUGGCUAGAAGUAGCUAAAUGUCUACACUGAGGCCUCUCCACUUCCUUUCUGAUAUACUCUCUCCUACAAUAUAAUUUGGCAUUAUGGAACUCAGGGCCAUGAUUGGAUGAAUUAGAACUCAGGAAUUCUGCCCUUGGUGUGGGCAUGUCUUUCUUGUAAUUCCUCUACUUUUAGAAGAAGGAAUCCUUUCUUCUAUAUUUAGUUAUACUAUACAAUUGCACUUGGUUCAGCACGAGAUAUCUAAUUAACUCAGCCCCAUGGAGCAUCCCUUCCAAGUUGGCAAUUGAAUUCCAUCUCUUGCAUUUUAAUUUGGGAUAUAAUACUAUUCCUCAUUCAAUGACUUUUAGAAACUUCUUUUAAUAAAUAAUUUUUAACAGGA